AAAAACUGUACGGCACUGAAAAGGUCCUCGGUCCUCGGAGAAUGUGUCAUGCAUUACCAAAAAGCUCCAUCGGGUGGCGACAACUAAACCCGAAGGUUUGAAAGCACCGAGCGAAAAAGACGUUGCUUCCCGAGGAGGGCAGAGUCAUGUUAAAUCAACGAAACAUCAAACGUUUCUUGGUUUAGAGAAGACAAGGUGACCCAGCGUUGUUGUGUAACUUGUACCGGUGAUGUCAAGAUAAUCAAUGGUGCCGUUAAAGCGAAGAAAAGUGCCCUCAUCUGCCAGCAGCGACAGCAGCCCAGAUGUAGCCUGCAAGUUCCCGCAGGUUGUUUUGUUCCUCCUGGAGAGGAAGAUGGGAUCCAGCAGAAGAACUUUUCUCACCGACCUCUGCCGUAAAAAAGGCUUCAGAGUAAACGAGACGUUCAGUGAAAGUGUCACACACGUCAUCUCUGAGAAGAACAAAGGUGAUGACGUCAGAAGGUGGCUGAGGUCACAGGGUCAUGACCUGACAAUUGCUCAUCUUGUGGACAUCGGCUGGUUGACAGACAGCCUGAGGGCGGGACAUCCUGUAGACAUACUGGAGGGACACAAACUACACACAACAGACUACACACAAUCUACACACAAGCUGACAUCGAGUGGAGGUGAGGUGACGACACGCUCCAUUCCCGCUUACGCUUGUCAGAGGAGGACUACCCUGAGCAACCGCAACACCAUCUUUACCGAUGCUUUGUUGCUGUUGGCUGAAAAUGCUGAGCUCAGCGGUGAUGAUGGGCGAGGCCUGGCGUUCCGACGCGGUGCCGCUGUGUUGAAGGCUCUUCCCGAGGCGGUGACGGACAUGAGACGGCUCCGAGGGUGUCCCUGCUUGGGAGAACACUCGCUGAGGGUCAUCCAGGACAUUUUGGAGACUGGAGUGUCCCGUGAGGUCGAGUCCACAAAGCAGUCUGAGCGUUACCAGGCCAUGAAGGUUCUGACAGGAAUUUUUGGAGUUGGGUUAAAGACGGCAGAUCAGUGGUUCCGUGAUGGCAUCCAGAACAUUCACCAGUUACGUCACUCAGGACGCACGCUCAACCGAGCGCAGCAAGCAGGUCUGGCCCACUAUGAUGACCUCAUGCAGCCCAUCACAAAGGCGGAGGCUGACGUCAUCGCGAACAUUGUGGAGGAAGCGGUCCAGGCGGAGCUGCCGGGGUCGCAGGUCACUCUGGUGGGCGGGUUCAGGAGAGGGAACCCGAGCGGCCAUGAUGUGGACUUCCUCAUCACGCACCCGCAGGAAGGACGGGAAGAGGGCGUCAUUGCUAAGGUGGUGUCCCGCUUGGAGGCGCAGGACUUCCUGUUGUACCAAAAGACUACCAGAAACUCUUACAUGAAGUCCAACGAUGGUCCUGCUCGGCCCGCCUCCAGCAUGGACCACUUUGAGAGAUGUUUGUGCAUCUUUAGACUCACCACGGGGGAGCAACACGAACCAAAAGCAUGCACACAAGCUCCAGGUGAAGACAGCGAAGGACGAGCAUCGAAGAGAGCAGUUCGAGUGGACUUGGUGGUCUCGCCUUUCAGCCAGGUCGCCUUUGCCCUGCUGGGCUGGACCGGCUCCAAGUUGUUCGAGAGGGAGCUGCGGCGCUGGGCGACCCGAGAGAAGAAUAUGUCCCUGAGCAGCCACGCCUUGUACGACAAUAAACAGGGUCGAUACCUGAAAGCAGCCACAGAGGAGGAGAUAUUUGCUCAUCUCUCUCUGGACUACAUCCCACCUUCUGACAGGAACACCUAAGCCAUCAUUAUUGUGAUGACGAUGAUGAUGGACAGCAGCUUCGGAACCUUCUUUCUCUCUGGUCACAUGACUACAUAAAAGAACAGUAGUAUUGGUGGCGAGCUGGUGCGAAGUCAUGACACGGUUCAUUCCUUUUACUGACUCCAGGUCUUACGAGUCACUCACUGAAGUGAAUCGGGCACUGAAAAUACUCGCUUUAUCUCCACGAAGCGCAUGCACAGAAACUCACAUGCCCAACAAGUUGCACUCGUGAGUCAGUGAAACAUCGACUCAAACUACCUUGGCGAUCUACCGGUAGCUCGCGAUCGACGUAAUGGGCACCCCUGGUCUAGGCAGUCAGAAUAAGGGAAGUCAAACAGUAAAUGAGGUGUCUCAUGCCAGUGGAAGCCACAGUUACAGGAUGCUAGCUGGUGUGGUGGAAGUUCAGUGUAAAUAAAGGCUACAGAAUGCAGCUUUAUUUAUGUGCACAGUCCAUCUCUGCUAGCAACAUCCAAGAGAUCUUCUCAACCCACACAACGCACUUCACGCCUUCAAAAUAAGAGUGCUUUGGGCUACAUGUUAUUUACUUUGUGGUGAAAAAAUGAGGUUGUCCUAAAAAGUAGCUUACACCAACAUUGAGGCAGCAAACAGUAUAUUAGUAUGCUAGUAGUAGUAAGUAUACAAGUACUAGUCCUAAUAUGCUAGCUCAGCUGAAACAUGCAGCCUGUGUACUUUUCAUAACAAUUGUUUGAUAGUGUGCACGGUGGUGAGUGGAUGUGUAAAUACCUGCAGCAUCACACACUCACUAACACUUGCACAGCAUGCGUGUACCAUCAGCUUUUCAAAAGCAAAAGCUUUUGUCAAAGUCUCCUCUUGUACAAAGAAACCUGAUGACAUUUCUAUUCAAGUGGAAUGUUUUGAUAUUUAUAUUGUGCUUGAAUAUACAUCUGUGACACACUCAGUAAAGGUGAUCAAUAAUUCAUAUCAUUCAAAUUUGUCAUUUCAUCCAAAAAGAAUUUAAACCACGCAAAUUUUUUGACUCUGCCUCUUAAAAACAUCCAAAACCAGGAAUGGCCAUCGGAACCUUAUCGUUGAAAUUCAAACGAUGCCCAACCCUACCUGUGAGUCAGUGAAUUUGAGUCAUUGCUAGUUUUGAACGAUUUGUUCAUCACUCGCACAUCUCUAGUGUGAAGGCCAAAGAGCAGGGGCGUGCAGCGUGCAGCCCGGGGGCCUUUUUUACUGUCCCCCCAGGUAAUGUUCUACACAUGAAAUGAAACAGGAAAAAUCACGGAGGAGGAAUAGGGCCACAUUCAAAAGGGAAGAAGUUAAAAUAUUGAACAAGAGUACUGAAUUGAAUUGAAUAGCUUAGCACUUGUUGACACAUA
Dunckerocampus dactyliophorus (ringed pipefish) is the source of this 3129-nucleotide messenger RNA. It is a transcript of the gene polm, whose product is annotated as polymerase (DNA directed), mu. Gene Ontology annotation, biological process: double-strand break repair via nonhomologous end joining. The record is from RefSeq and is a predicted model, not a curated record. Lineage: Eukaryota; Metazoa; Chordata; Actinopteri; Syngnathiformes; Syngnathidae. Gene Ontology annotation, molecular function: DNA binding; DNA-directed DNA polymerase activity. The transcript is spliced from 11 exons. The coding region runs from base 245 to 1765 and encodes 506 amino acids. Gene Ontology annotation, cellular component: nucleus.